Plasmodium gonderi is the source of this 4473-nucleotide messenger RNA. RefSeq lists its product as hypothetical. NCBI's taxonomy places the organism in Eukaryota, Apicomplexa, Aconoidasida, Haemosporida, Plasmodiidae. Gene Ontology annotation, biological process: protein dephosphorylation. The coding region runs from base 1 to 4473 and encodes 1490 amino acids. The record is from RefSeq and is a predicted model, not a curated record. The transcript has a single exon. Gene Ontology annotation, molecular function: cation binding; protein serine/threonine phosphatase activity.
AUGCAUCCUAAAUUUCCAGAGAUCGAGAGAGAUGAUGUGAUAAACGAAUUCAUUGAGUGUUUCGAUAUUCUGCUAAGGAAGACAGACAUAAAAAAUGUGCAGAUCUCGAGGGGAAGAAGUAGGCAAAAUGUAUCUAUAAAUUUUAUAAAAGAUGACCAGAAAUGCAAAAACAGUGUUAAUGGAUAUGUGAAAAGAGUUGAAAUAAAAAAACAUGGAAUCAGCUCUGGUGGUUGUUACUGCUUAAUAAGACGAAAAGCAACGAAGCUGAGGAAAUUUCUUACACACAAAGACUACAGAAGGGAUAGGAGAACAAAUAGAAAUAUGAAUGAGAUCCACAGUGAUAUAAAACAUGGUUUUCCCAUUAGUUGUUGCUACACAAGGGAGAAUAAUAUAAAAAAGAAAUCAGUAGAUGUUGAGAAUGAAAGAAAUAACAGAAGUUUACGACAUUAUAAAAAGUUCAAUGAAUCAGGAGAGAACAAAUGUAAAUGUUUUAAAGGAGCUCAAAUUAACGAUUUAAAUCAAUGGCAUAUGAACAAUUGCAAUGAAGAAAUAAAAAAUUGCCAAAAUGAGCAAUUCCCAGUAACAAGAUCUAACAAAAUUGUAGAUUCAUUAAUAAAUAAUAUCCAGAAUUAUGCAAAUUAUGAAUAUGUGGUAUGCAGAAAAAAAUGUUACGAUUGUUUCAUGUCUUUAAAUAAAAAAUGCAAAUCGAAGAAUUUUGACAAAUAUGUGUCUAUAAAUCAGUAUUUUAAAAGAAACACUUCUAACAAUAACGAGAAUGUAAAAAAAUCGUUUAUAUUUAACUACGGAUUUUAUGCGAAAAAAGGAAAAUUUCAUAAUAAUGAAGACACAAGUUCACAUGCCUCAUUUAGUUCUUACAAAAUAAGAAAGGAAAUAGAAAAAAUUAUUAAUCAUAUAAGGAGGAAUAACAUAAAAUAUAAUCUAUUUAAUGAAAUAUUGAAAAAGUUUCAUAUAGAUUCUCACAUAAUUCAGAGUAAAAAAAACCGAUGCAAUAGUAAUAGCUCUCCUCAUGAAACUAAGAUCAAUAGGUGUAAGAAAAAAUACACACACUGUUCUACACCUUCACAUGUACGUCUCUUUCGGGUUUAUUUAAAAUCUAUUCUUCCAGUGUAUCAACAGGAGAAAACCCCUUCUAACGGUACUCAGCAGUGUGACAUGAUAUGUAGCUAUUUUUAUGAAGACAAGGACAGACACAAAAAAAGAGGAAGAAACGCAAAUGUGCAUAAGAAAGAAAACAUGCAGAGGAAUAAAAAUAUGAACAGAGUUAAGAGCAAGCAUCGAGAUAACAAUAUGCAAAUGAACAGAGUUAAGAGCAAGUAUCGAGAUGACAAUAUGCAAAUAAACAGAGUUAAGAGCAAGCAUCGAGAUAACAAUAUGCAUAUGAACAGAGGUGAAAAGGAGGACGAGCACAAAAUGCAGCAGGAGGAAGUUACAAAUUACGGAGAGGAAAUGUGUCAAAUGUUAGGAGAGGAAAGGGAGGAAAAUCUUUAUUACACGCACAAUCAAAAUUUGCAUAUAUUGCAAGAUUACAAAUUCGUUUGUAAAGUUUGCAAAAAAAGUGAACACGUAAAGAUUGAAGAGAAACAGAUGUUUCAAUUGGCCUAUCUUCGUUACCUAUACAACGUUCAUAAAUAUAUCCCAUGUAAUAAAAAAAGAAGAAAAAAAAAAAAGAAUGGACGACCUUAUUGUGAGAUAAACAAUCAUACUUCAAACUCUAGUCAUUCAGAUGAAUUUAGCUAUAUGAAUUUUUUUCACGGAUACAAAAAUAAUCAUUCAAAAGAAGAAAGUGACUUGGUAACUAAUACAAGUGCUGCUAGGAUGGAAAAAGUCACUGAAAGUACUAGUUUAUUCAAUUUCUCUUCUUCCAAUUUGACGAAUAAUAUUAACAGUUCAGGAGUAAAAUCACAUGACUUAAUUUUUAGAGAAAAAAUGGACAACAAAAAUUAUACCUUCAUAAAUGAAAAUACAAGAAAUUACUAUCAUUAUAGACUAACUGAUUGGCUAAUUCAAUGCAAAACGUGCAGAUAUUUGCAUAAAUAUGAUAACCUUUCCAAUGAUUACUUACUAAAUUUUUGUAAGACGAAUUAUUUUUUCCAUCCUCUAUUUUUUCUUAACAUGUCAGAAAAAAAAAUUCUUAGUUAUUUAUCAGCUAGCCAAGAAAGGGAAAAAAAUUAUUUAAGGGAAAAUAUAAAAAACAAGGUUGAAAAAAGGGAUGAUAUAAAAAAUGUAGGUAAUGAUAACGAACGUGUGAAAUACCACUUUCGAUCAUAUUCCGAUAUGAGCACUUAUCGAUAUGGGGAGAUGUUACAAAUGUGGGAAAAUGUAAUGAAAAAGUAUGAUACAAAAGGAGAUACUAUUUAUAGACCCUUGAUGAAGAUGAAAGAAAAAAGAUGCUCUAGAAAGAAGAAAAAAUGGCUAGAUGAUUUGAGAAGGCAAAAUUUUGAAGAAUAUUACAUAAGGAUUAGAGGCAUAAGAGAAAUGCAGCAAAAUGGUUACCCGCUUGGCGAAUCGAAUGAAGAUGGACCCUCCCUGAACUGUAUGGGAAACGAAUUAGACAUGCAUUUCUUUAGCAUAUGCGAUGGUCAUGGUGGUUCGCAUGCAUCUGAAUUCCUAAUUCAAAAUGUUCAUAAAGUGUUUCACUCUCUUUUAAUUCAUACUUUUUUUAAUAUCCACCUCUCUUUGAAAAUGUUACAUCCCCUGUUAGAUUUAUUAUAUUACAGAGAGUGCAUACGUCAGAAUAUACGCACCUAUUCUGGAUCUUGCAUUAUUAACAUACUUUUGAGAGGAAAUUAUAUUUACGUAAAUAACACGGGAGAUAGCAAAUGUGCCUUAGUUACAUUUCACCUGGACAGGUUCGAAUAUAUUCAGGAUACCUCAGGAGGGGGAGAGGCCACGUGUGGCAGUGAAAAAGAUAGAAGGGAAAAUAACCGACUCUCAAAAAAAGGGAUCUCAAAAAAAGGACUCUCAAAAAAAGGGCUCUCAAAAAAAGGGAUCUCAAAAAAAGGACUCUCAAAAAAAGGGCUCUCAAAAGACCACCCCUCAGAGAAACAAAUGGAAUGCAAAGAGACCAAAAAGGAAAUCAGCCGCACGGACAGGGAUAGCAACUCUGAGAAAGACAAUUCCGACAGCAGCAACAACUGUGAUCACUCGUCCUACGUCAUCAAUCUGAAUUCAAUUUCCUACAAUGAAUUAAACUGCGAACACAACUGCAAUAAUUAUAUGGAGUACCUGCGUAUGUAUAAGUUAUAUUUUUGUGAAAAUUUGAGGACUCAGCAAAUGAGCAUAGGUGAAAGGAAGCACUAUUGUGAAAAAAUUAACGAGAAAGAAAACAGAGUGGUGAGUCCUAUCUCAGAUGAUACAUUUGGAGACAAUGACAUGGCGAAGGAGGGGGAAAAAAAAAAAAAAAAAAAAAAAAAAGAAAAAGGAAAAGUGCAACUAGAUAACCAUUUGAACGGACAAAUUAUAAAGCUAAAUAAUUUUUUACUAAAUGAAAAGGGAAAGCAAAUAAAUAUAGGGAACCUUUCUUAUGAAUUAAUAAAAUUUAAUAGAUUAGAUGGUUGCUUACAUCCAUCCAGAGUUAUUGGAGACUAUGAUUUAAAAAGAAAAUACAAUAAGGGAACUCUCAUUUUGUCAAAUGAUUCUAAUGUGUAUAAAUAUGACAUGAACAAUAUAAACUUUUUUAAUAGCAUUCAUUAUAUUUAUUCAUAUAAAUUUUGCAAUAUGUGUAAGAGGAAUUAUCUCCUAAGUAGCUAUGGCAAAAUUGCUCCUAUCAGCCAGAUAGUUCUUUUGGACACUCCGGAAGGAAAAUUUCAAAGAAUGUGUAAUAAAUCGGAAAGGGAAAAAUUGGGCUCUCUAUGUUUGUCUAAACUUUGUUGUAGUCCUAUUUUGAAUGACGACCAGGCACAUAAUAAAGUAAGGGGAAAAAAAUAUACAGAAUUGUUUUUUAAAAUUUAUAGGGACGAUUCAUCGAACAGUGAUUUAAUUAAUAAUUCUACAGAGAAAAGAGAGAAAUUCCCUGGAAACAUGAUGAAUGAACGAUUUCCACCCUAUAUUAAAAUAAAAAAUGUUUCUUUAAACAAUAAUUAUUUAUGUGGGAAAAAUAGAAAAAAUUUCUUCCAUUUGCUAAUCAUUGCCUCAGACGGGGUUUUCGAAUAUAUUAAUCCACAAGUCAUCUUAAACAUUUUAAAAAAAAAUAAAUCCGUACACGCGAAAAUACAAAAGAUAUAUAAAAUUUAUAACUCAUACAACGUUUACGAUUUGUGGACAAGCAUACCAGGGAAGAAGACUCAAAAGGAUAUAAAUAAAAUGAUGCAUAAAUACAUGUUCACGAAAGAAGAAUGCACAAAAUUAGCAAGGGACAUUGUUAAGAAUUCAAUAAUGUGUGGAAAUAUUGACGACAGUACAUGUUUUUGUGUGUUCAUAUUUCCCACUUUUUUUUUUUUUUGCCUAACGUGA